This is a messenger RNA of Asparagus officinalis (garden asparagus), 3488 nucleotides long. Its product is annotated as serine/threonine-protein kinase-like protein CR4. Lineage: Eukaryota; Viridiplantae; Streptophyta; Magnoliopsida; Asparagales; Asparagaceae. Gene Ontology annotation, biological process: protein phosphorylation. Gene Ontology annotation, molecular function: protein kinase activity; ATP binding. The transcript is spliced from 2 exons. The record is from RefSeq and is a predicted model, not a curated record. The coding region runs from base 600 to 3230 and encodes 876 amino acids.
UCCACAGGGAGCUGAUAUAAUACAUCAUCUACCUCUGAGCUUCUGGUUCUGGUACUUUGCAUGUUUCAGAGAGAGUAGCUUAUCUUCAAUAAAAUGAGAAUAUAUUGAGUUCGCAUACAAAGAUGAAGCAAUGAUCAUGCUGAGGAAUUUGAUUGAUGGACGAGUAUGCAGAGAUCGAGGCACAAAAACAUAGCGAGCAUUUAUUUCUCACUUACCAAUCCUACCUACACCUGUGAACUUGGAUUAGUACCAUUUAAUGCUCUUACCUUUUCAUUGAAUCUUUCUUCUAUUCUUCUCUCCCCAUCUCUCUCUCUCUCUACCAAAAUAUUCAAGAAGAAGGAACCUUUUUUGAAGGAUCACAAAGAGUUACUGCUCAUCUUGUUGUUUCAUUUUCUUCUGUUUGUUGAGAUGGAAGAAGAAAUGGCCUUGGUUUCUCAUUUAGGUCUUACAAUAUUUGCCUAAAAGAUGAUGGGUUUUUGUAUCAAGCUACUUUCUUUGUUGUGUCAUGGCGCCUACCAUCAGAAUUGAGCUCUGUUCUCUCAACCAAUCUAUGAAAAAAACCCAAGGGUGGCAUCAAUUUUGUCCAGUUGGGUCUAAUCAUGGUCUUUAGAGCAUCCAUUUUCUUGAUCAAAGUUGUGAUCUUGGCAUUCUUCAAGAGGGUUUCCUCUCUUGGCUCAAUGUCCUCCAUUGCUGUCUCUUAUGGUGAAAAUGGACCUGUCUUUUGUGCUAUAAGCUCAGAUGGCUCUCAUUCUGUGAACUGCUUCGGCGCCGAUAAUUCGAUAGUCUAUGGUGCUCCUUCAAGAAUCCCUCUGGUAGGACUAACUGCGGGUGAUAGCUUUGUUUGUGGUCUUCUCUUAGAUUCAAAGCAGCCCUAUUGUUGGGGAAGCAAUUUCUAUGUGAAAAUGGGUGUUCCUCAACCAAUGGUAGGAAAUGCUGUCUAUUCUUCCAUCAGUGCGGGCGACCACCAUUUAUGUGGACUAAGAAUACACAGCAAAGAAUUGCAUAAAGGAACUUCUAUAAUUGAUUGUUGGGGUUAUAAUAUGACUGCUUCACAUGAAUUUGGAGGUAGGGUUUCAUCGAUCACAGCCGGUUCAGUGUUCAACUGUGGCCUAUUUGAGCAUAGUUCAUCAGCAUUUUGCUUUGGGGAUGAAACCGGUAGCAAUGUCAUAAGCUUGACACCUAGAGGAUUGAAUUUUCGGUCAAUUUCAGCUGGAGGUUUUCAUGUUUGUGGGGUUUUGGAGAAUUUACAAGUGUUUUGUUGGGGAAGAAGUGUAGGAGGGAAUAGAGAUGAUAUCGAGCUUGUACCAAUGGAUCCAAUGCUUUCAGUUGUCGGAGGAAGGUUUCAUGCUUGCGCAAUUAAGCGCGUUGGUCAGGAAGUUGUUUGUUGGGGUUUACGACUUCCAAAUAGUCUGCCACCGCCGAGAGAAAUUAGGGUUUAUGAAAUGGCAGCCGGAGAUUAUUUUACUUGUGGGAUUACUGCCAAUAAAUCACUGAAACCACAAUGUUGGGGCACCGGUGGUCCUUGGUCAUUGCCUAUCGCAGUAUCUCCUGGAGUCUGCACUUCGAAUCCUUGCAGCCCUGGAUUCUUCGAAUUCAACCAAGAAAGCUUGGGUUAUCGAUUUUGCAAGCCCCCUAACGCUAGGGUUUGCUUGCCUUGUGGCAACAAUUCAGGUCCUAGUUGUCAGUUCAACUGCUCAAAGUGUAACUCACCUGAGUGCAUUUCAUCUUGUAGUUCAGGAAACAAGUCUAAGACUUUGAGGUUUGCACUUCAGCUACCAGUUUUCAUUGGAGAGAUUGUUUUCGCAGUCGCAUUGAUAUUUUCAGUUUCCUUGGUUGCUCGCCUUUAUGUUCGGUGUAAGUUGAGGAAAUGUCGGUGCAGUGGAAGUCAGUUAAUGAAUAGGACCAAUCGAACAUGUUCAUUCCAUAAGGAGUCUAUAAAAGCUCAGCCUGAUAUGGAGGAGCUCAAGAUUCAGAGAGCUCGAACUUUCACUUAUGAGGAGCUGGAAAAGGCUACGGGUGGUUUCAAAGAAGAAUCACAAAUAGGAAAGGGUAGCUUCUCGUGCGUCUUCAAAGGGGUUUUAAAGGACGGAACCGUUGUGGCAGUGAAGAGAUCAAUAGUGGUAUCAUCAGACGUGAAGAAGACUUCAAAGGAGUUCAGGACUGAACUGGACUUGCUCUCGAGGCUCAACCACGCACAUUUGCUGAACUUGCUUGGCUACUGUGAAGAAGGCGGAGAGAGGCUCUUAGUAUACGAGUUCAUGGCUCAUGGUUCUUUAUACCAACAUCUUCAUGGUAAAGAUCCGACCCUCAAACAACAAUUGGAUUGGGUACGGAGAGUCACAAUUGCUGUUCAAGCUGCAAGAGGACUUGAGUACUUACAUGGGUACGCUUGCCCACCUGUAAUUCAUCGAGACAUCAAAUCUUCGAACAUUCUAAUUGAUGAAGAGCACAAUGCUAGGGUUUCCGAUUUCGGUCUCUCUCUUUUAGGUCCAACAGGUAGUAGCUCCCCUUUAUCUGAACUCCCUGCAGGAACUCUUGGCUACCUUGAUCCGGAAUAUUACAGGCUUCACUAUCUCACAACAAAAUCCGAUGUCUAUAGCUUCGGGGUUCUCCUUUUGGAAAUUCUAAGUGGUAGAAAAGCGAUUGAUAUGCAAUUUGAAGAAGGCAAUAUAGUAGAAUGGGCAGUGCCACUUAUCAAAGCCGGGAACAUUUCAGCAAUUUUAGACCCCGCACCAAAAUCUCCUUCAGAUAUUGAAGCUAUUCAAAAGAUUGCAACUAUAGCGUGUAAAUGUGUGAGAAUGAGAGGCAAAGAUAGGCCUUCGAUGGAUAAAGUGACAACUGCAUUAGAGAGAGCUCUAGCUUUGUUAAUGGGCACUCCAUGUAAUGAUCAACCGAUAUUGCCUACUGAAGUGGUGCUUGGAAGCAGUAGAUUGCAUAACAAACCAACGUCACAAAGAUCCUCAAAUCAAUCCGUUUCUGAGAAUGAGACGAGUGAGUUAGAGGAUCAGAGGUUCGAGUAUAGAGCUCCUUCAUGGAUUACAUUUCCAAGUGUGACCUCUUCGUCCCAGAGGAGGAAAUCUUCGGUCUCUGAUGCUGAUGGAGAUGUGAAAAUUUCAGAAGGGAGGAAUUUGGGGAAUAUUAGUACUGUCGGAGAUAGUUUGAGAUGCUUGGAGGAAGAAAUUGGGCCUGCCUCUCCUCAGGAGGAUUUAUUCUUGCAACAUAACUUCUAAAGAUCGAAGGGUUACCUGCUUCUUUGAUAAUGGUCAUCUUUGGAUCGAUAUCAAGGUCAGAGAUGAAAACUAGUUUAACUUUCAAGUAUAUUUCUUGCCAUUUGUUUUUCAAGAAACCUGUUUUUAUUGACAUUGUUAACAACAUGCAGUCUGUCUCACCAUCCACCUUUGAUAUUGGGAUAUUUCCAUAGAAAUGUGAAAAGGAACUUGUAUUUGAGAGAAGAUAGUGAUUGUUUCUUUACGUUAGCACAAAUCAAA